Branchiostoma belcheri (Belcher's lancelet) is the source of this 3098-nucleotide messenger RNA. Its product is annotated as histone-lysine N-methyltransferase setd3-like. The record is from RefSeq and is a predicted model, not a curated record. NCBI's taxonomy places the organism in Eukaryota, Metazoa, Chordata, Leptocardii, Amphioxiformes, Branchiostomatidae. The transcript is spliced from 15 exons. Gene Ontology annotation, molecular function: histone H3K4 methyltransferase activity; transcription coactivator activity; protein-L-histidine N-tele-methyltransferase activity. Bases 91 to 1950 code for a protein of 619 amino acids. Gene Ontology annotation, biological process: peptidyl-lysine dimethylation; positive regulation of transcription by RNA polymerase II; peptidyl-lysine trimethylation.
GUAAGGAGCAUGUAGCUGGCUGAUCCAGUGAAGACAGUGAGGCACAGGCCCCAGAAAACCCUUUAAAUAUUGCGAUUGAGUAAUAGAACCAUGGGAAAGAAAAGCAAGCGUGACCGCGGUGCCGGAGGGUCAGCGGGCGGUGGGAAAGGCGGCGGCAGUGGAAACACCAAACCCAACGGAAGGAACAAGAAGGAUGUCCGUGAGGUCAUGGUUCUUGUCAACGAACUUCUGCAGAAGGCCAGCAGUCCUGGGGUGCCCCCUGGCAAAGAACUGGAGGAACACAUGUCCAUCAGGGAGGUGGUGGAGAGGAUCAGAAAGAAACAGGAAGGCUGGACCCCUGAGCCAGUCCCACGAGACCAGUGCUUCCCUGUGUUCCUGAAGUGGCUGGAGGACCAUGGUGUGAAGACUGAUGCUGUGACUAUAGAGCAGUUUGAGGUGGGAGGGUUUGGACUCAAGGCUGUCAAAGACAUCAAGGCCGAGGAGUUGUUCAUAACCAUCCCUCGUAAACUGAUGCUGACAACAGAAACAGCAAGAGAGUCCAGUCUGGGUCCACUGAUAAAGAAAGACAGGAUUCUGCAGGUGAUGGCUAAUGUGUCACUGGCGCUCCAUGUUCUGUGUGAAAAGUACACGUCCAGCUCCUUCUGGGCUCCCUACAUCAAUAUCUUUCCAGGCACAUACACCACCCCUCUGUACUUUGAAGAAGGGGAGAUGCUCCAUCUACAGGGCUCACUCAACUUCAGUGAUGUUCUGAACCAGUACAAGAGCAUUGCCCGCCAGUAUGCCUACUUCUACAAGCUGUUCCAGACUCAGCCUGAAGCCACAGGACUGCCACUGAAAGAAUGUUUCACCUUUGAUGAGUACAGAUGGGCAGUUUCUACGGUGAUGACCCGUCAGAACCAGGUGCCCACCAGCGAUGGCCGACAUCUUAUCACUGCACUCAUCCCCAUGUGGGACAUGUGUAAUCACAGUAACGGAGAGUUCAGUACAGAGUUUAACCUGGGCAGUGACUCUGCUGAGUGCCUGGCCAUGCGGGAGUUCCCAGCAGACAGCCAGGUCUACAUCUUCUACGGCAUGCGCAGCAACGCUGAGUUCCUCAUACACAACGGCUUUGUGUAUCCUGAGAACCUGCACGAUAGGGUCAACAUCAAGCUGGGUGUGAGCAAGAAUGACAGCCUGUUUGCUAUGAAAGCAGAAGUCCUCUCCAGAGCUGGGAUUCAUGCGUCCACCACCUUCCAGGUGCAUUGUGGGAAGGACCCCAUCCCUCCUGAGCUGCUUGUGUUCCUGAGGGUGUUCACCAUGGUGGAGGGUGACUUGAGAGACCUGUUGACGAGUCAGCACCAGUCUGCCUACCUGAGCUGCCUGGGCAGGCUGGACUGUAUGGUCACCCAGGAGCAGGAGACCAAGGCCUGGGCCUUCCUGGAGACACGCCUCUCACUGCUCAUCAGGAGCUACAAAACAAGUAUUAAGGAUGUGGAGGCAGAGCUGCAGGCAUCUGACCUGACGUACCACACCCGCGCAGCCCUGCAGCUGAAGCUGGCAGAGAUGCAGAUCCUCAGCAGCGCUGCAGAGUACGCCAAGAACCAGAGGGAGAAGAUCCCGCAGCUGAUAGAUGAGAAGAUACUGCAGCUAGCCGCCGACGUGGCUCUGACUGUCAAAGUGACAGACGAACUGGACGGGGAGUUUGUAGAAGAAGUGCUGGAGCUGAGUGAGGAUGAGGAGGACUUGGGAACAGAACAGCAGGGAGACACACAUGCAGAGGUGACAGAAGGAAGUAAAGAUGCUAAUGGUUCAGUAUCACAAGCAGAGGAAUCAAAGACACCUGAGAAAGACAGUGGACUGGAGUCCUCUUCUGAGAGAGAGUCUGUAGAUGGAGAUGCUAUCAAAAUGAACGGUGCCACAGUGGAAGCAAAUGGUGAAGUUUCCAUAUCAGAAAAGGAGUUAAAAAACUAAAGGUUGUCUAAAAAGCCAAAUGUGAAUCAACAGUCAUUGUUGAGGGGGAAGCAGAGUUGCCAAAUGAAGAUUUUGUCCAUCUUACAGAACAACAGUAUACAUAUUCGUUAACUGUUUCUUGAAGUUUCAAGACCCGUGUAGCAAAGGGAUUGAUGGCAAUAAUUUAUUCUUGACAUCUUGUCUGUAAUAUGCAGUUACAGUUUGUUUGUAAAUUGUUUGAAGAUAAAUCAUGUAUCUGGUCAUGUAUGGUAUGAUGGUUCUUGUUAUGCCUGAAAAACGUGUCAGUCUUCCAAAGGACAAAAUUUUGUUACCAAGUGUAGGGAACCAUCAAUAGAAGCUCUAUACAGAACAACCAACAAUCAUGUAAGAUCUACAAUGAUCAGAGUAGUUUUCAAUGUAAGGUAUGAAUAGUCUUGAAUCCUGGUGCAGUAUAUACCGGAAUCUUUUCUAAUCUGUAACAUUUGUUGACCUUAUCGCAUUGACAGGAGCAUUUUCAAUAAUUGCGAUCAUAGACAAUACAUUAAACUUGAAAUGGGCAAAGAUGUUACGUUAUACUAGUAACUAAGAGUCCAGUUGUGCCCAAAUAGUGAGAUUUACUGACAAGUUGUUACUGUAAAGUUCAGUUUGUGCCAAGUGUUGAUCUGUCAUGGAUGUGCAAUAAUACCUGGUAUCUUGCCACAUGCUGUCAAAAGCCAGGUGGUUAGGCUAGCGGACAUGGCAUCGAGAUAUUACAGGUUUGAUUCCUGGCAAGACGUGGUAUCUUUGGGACAGGCAUUUUACACGACUUUUCUCAAAUGGGUGCCUACCUUUUGAGCAUGUGUGGAAGGAGGAAUAUGGACUCUGCCUUCCAAAACUGUGCCCCAAAAGACAAGUGAAUUAGCAACCACGGCCCUAUGGCCUCCAAAAGGCCUUGGGACCUUUACCUUACUUUCAUUUUACUUUGUUAAGAAACCUGUAGUCUUAUCUGAUUGCAACUGCCAGUGCUACAACAUUUAAAGAAAGCAUGCUGUUUAUCAUCUACUCUGGAUUUGCAUUAUUUUGUUGGUAUUUGUUACAACAGAUCUAGAAAUGGGAAAAAGAUGUAUAUCUGAAGUAUAUUAAGAAGUACAAUUAAAAAUUUCCAGCUGUGUUUUGUUUUGUGCAUAUUU